Polypterus senegalus (gray bichir) is the source of this 1515-nucleotide messenger RNA. RefSeq names its product battenin-like. Gene Ontology annotation, biological process: regulation of intracellular pH; lysosome organization. The record is from RefSeq and is a predicted model, not a curated record. NCBI's taxonomy places the organism in Eukaryota, Metazoa, Chordata, Cladistia, Polypteriformes, Polypteridae. Gene Ontology annotation, cellular component: lysosome; membrane. The coding region runs from base 500 to 1186 and encodes 228 amino acids. The transcript is spliced from 8 exons.
UGAUGUGUUUUCAAAGUGUUCCUGUAAUUUUUUUGAGCAGUUUAUUUGAAAAGAAAGCCACAUCUGUGUGCCACCUCAGUGCUUCUAAGGCUUCUGCAGUGACCUUUCAAACGCCACCGGGGGGGGUGUGGCUUCCUAACGAAAAACCAAAUCACAGUAAAUUUUCAUGCCAUGUGGUUGAUUUUCUUUUGUUUUAUUUCUGUGUUUCAGUGAGAACUCACACAAGCGAAUAGAAAACUGUGUUAUAUUGUAUGAGUAUCCCGUACUCCUCACAUUUUACGUCAUUCGAAUCCCAAAUUUUACCUGCAUAUCUCGAAUCGGAAAAGUGUUCCAUGUGGCUAUUUAUGCCCUAAAGUUUGUUUUCUCACCUACUGGAUUUCUUUUCAGCUCCGUGAUUGGCGCCUGGUCUUCAGGAACUGGAGGUGCUGGAAUUUUUGGGGCCCUCUCUUACUCUGCCUUAACACAGGGAGGCUUGUCACCCCGGGACACCUUACUGGUGAUGCUCAUUGUUCCUGCUCUUAUGAUGGCCAGCUAUUUUUGUCUUCUGGUGCACCCACCUUCUCUGCCGCAGUGGAAGAGGAAGGCCGACGGCCAUUUCAUAUCCUCCGAAGUCAGGCGUCCUCUUCUGGAAGAUGAGGAACCCAACAAUGACGUCAGAGAGGCUGUUGACCUGAGCUUCACUGAGAAACUGUCUAUCAUUAGGGGCCUGCUGAAGUUCAUGGUUCCCCUGGCUGUCGUCUAUUUUGCCGAGUACUUCAUCAAUCAGGGCCUGUUUGAGCUCCUGUAUUUUCCCCACGCGCCACUGAGGCAUUCAGAGCAGUACAGAUGGUAUCAGACGCUCUAUCAGGCGGGAGUCUUUGUGUCGAGAUCGUCGCUGAUGUGCGUGCAGAUUAGACGAAUCUGGCUGCUGGCUCUUCUGCAGUGUGUCAACAUGUUCUUCCUGCUGCUCGCUGUGUACUAUCAGUUCAUCCCCAGCGUCUACAUCGUCUUCAUCAUUAUCUUCUACGAAGGUCUCCUGGGAGGUGCUGGCUACGUGAACACCUUCAACAACAUCAGCCAAGAGCAGAGCACAAAGGAUUGGCGAGAGUUUGCAAUGGGAGCGGCGAGCGUGGCGGACACACUGGGCAUUGCACUGUCGGGCGCCAUCUCCAUUCCAGUGCAUAAUUACCUGUGCCAGCUGCCUUGAUGAUGGGAAAACACAAGUUGUGAUCGCCGAGGCUGCGUGGGUCACUCCACGAAACUGGAGUGAUGGUGGGAACAGAGGCAGGACUGGGAACCGUUUUAAGGUGAAAUCUCCCUGUCGUCCACAUCUUGCAUUUCUAAAGCUUCGUUCCCCCAGGCACUGCCCCUCAGAAUCUCCUCAUGCCAGAGAGCAGGGUGGGAGAUUAAAUACCUGCAGGGGGCGCCGCGAGGAGAGGGCAAAGCGUCUGCAGGUCUCCUCAGCAGACUGAGGGUGGAGGUUGGCAUUGUGCCAUUUUAUUUCUGUGACAAAUAAAAAUUUCCUUUAACGCACUU